This is a messenger RNA of Saccoglossus kowalevskii, 2589 nucleotides long. RefSeq names its product chloride channel protein C-like. Gene Ontology annotation, cellular component: intracellular membrane-bounded organelle; membrane. Gene Ontology annotation, biological process: transmembrane transport; chloride transport. Gene Ontology annotation, molecular function: chloride transmembrane transporter activity. Lineage: Eukaryota; Metazoa; Hemichordata; Enteropneusta; Harrimaniidae. The record is from RefSeq and is a predicted model, not a curated record.
AUGACAGCCAACCACGAUUCCAGUAACGGUACACAUCCCUUCAGAAUGAAGAGGCUGGAGGAAACAGAGGUGGAAGAAGGUGUUCGAUACCGCCCGGCACCGCAGAGUCCACCUGACUCCGUCAGCAAUGAGACCACAGAAUCUGCAGAGACUACUGGAUUCUUUGCCAGAGGAAGGGACUAUGAGAGUGCAUACAUUAAUCACCAUUAUUCGAAAGCUGAGCGAGAGUUGUUGGGCACCUAUGAAAGUUUGGAUUAUUUACCGCCCCAUAGUCAGGCUUAUAAAAAUUGGCUGAGAAAGCAGCCAGCAAGGCUAGACUGGGAUCGCUGGGUGAUGAUGGGUAUGAUUGGGUUCAUUGUAGGUAUUAUCGGAUUCCUUAUACAUCAGUGUAUUGAUGUUAUAUCUGAUUUCAAAUGGGAUAGAGCAGAAGAAUUGAUACAGGAUGAUGAAAUUAUGAAAGCUUGGGGAUUUGUUCUCAUCUACAGUCUGGGAUUUGUUCUUCUUGCUUCAUUACCUGUAGUGUAUCUGAGACCCUCUGCAACUGGUUCAGGUAUCCCAGAACUCAUUGGGUAUCUGAACGGAACAAUGGUGGGAAAAAUAUUCAAUGUUAAAACAUUGGUUGUGAAAAUAUGGUCUUGUAUAUGUGCGGUUGGCAGUGGUAUGCCGGUUGGACCAGAAGGACCAAUGAUACACAUAGGGUCUCUAGUCGGUGCUGGUUUGAGUCAAUUUAAAUCAGAUACACUUGGAUUUAAACUGCCUUAUUUCACAAGAUUUAGAAAUUCUGAAGAUAGACGUAACUUCAUAUCCGCUGGUGCGGCCGCUGGGGUAGCAUCAGCAUUUGGUGCUCCUGUUGGCGGAUUAUUAUUUUCGAUGGAAGAGGUUUCGUCGUUUUGGAAUCUAAAACUAUCUUGGAUGACUUUUUUCUGCUGCAUCAUAUCGACUUUUACAACUGAUCUUUUUGAUUCUGCGUUCAGCGGAUUUCAAUAUACUGGUUAUUUUGGAAUGUUCAGUGCAGAGAAAAAUAUUAUGUUUCAGGUGAGGAAAGGUCUUGAUGUAAACUUGUGGCUGUUUAUACCAACUGUCAUACUUGGUAUCAUCGGUGGACUUCUCGGAGCGUUAUUCGUCUUCAUCAAUCUAAAACUAGCGAGAUUACGCCGACUGGUGAUGAGAAAACUUGCGAAAAUAUGGAAACAAAACAUAGCAAAGUGGAUCGAACCAUGUAUCAUUAUGAUAAUCUUUGCAACUCUAACUGUGUUUCUGCCAGCUCUUUUUUCAUGCAGUCCUUUUACGUGCUAUUUACAAGGGGAAAAAGUAUCGCCGGAUACAUAUAGUCCUAAUUGUCUGACAACACCAACAGAAAUUGAGCCUGAACCAACUGUUAGUAUUUACAAUUGUGAACCUGGUGUCAAGUUUAAAAAUGAAACUAGUCAAUGGUCUAAUGCAUCAUACAGUGAAUUGGCGACGUUGAUGUUUGUAACUGGUGAAGAAGCAAUAUCUCAUUUAUUUUCACGUGAAACUCAUUUAGAAUUUAAUUACCCCUCAUUAUUGACGAUGUUGGUUGUCUAUUACCCGCUUUCCUGCUGGACGGCCGGUACUGCCAUGUCAACGGGAUUGGUCGUGCCCAUGCUCCUAAUUGGUGCACUGUACGGCCGUAUUAUUGGUCUUAUCAUGGUCUCUAUAUUCGGUGUGCAGACAGAGGAGAAUCCAUAUUGGGCUUGGAUGGACCCUGGUGCGCUGGCGUUGAUUGGAUCUGCGUCAUUCUUUGGCGGUGUAUCUAGAUUAACAAUGUCAUUAUCAGUUAUCAUGAUGGAAAUCACGAAUGAUAUCCAGUUUUUGCUGCCAAUCAUGGUUGCCAUUGUUGUGUCUAAGUGGGUUGGUGAUUUCUUUACUCAUCCAAUCUACCAUGCGUUAUUGGAAUUUAAAUGUAUUCCGUUUCUGGACCAUGAACCUAUCAUUUAUGAUGAACACAAUAAAGCCGUUAAUCUAGAGCUGCAUUAUGCCCGUGAUGCGAUGGUAUCGCCUGUAUUGGUGCUACACACGAGGGAAACUGUACACAAACUUGCAAGUCUCCUUCGUGAUACGAAACAUGGUGGAUUUCCUAUUGUUAAAAGUGAUGAGAACGGAGAUAGGCGAUUUUUAGGUCUGAUUACAAGAACAGAAUUAUGUGUUUUGUUAAAACAAGAAGAUUUAUUUGAAGCAGUGGAGGAACCGAGCGACGAUGCUCCUGAACUCACGCCAUUAGAAUACCAAGAGCUGAUUGUUGACAAAAUACCAAUUGGUAUGGAGGAUGUCUUAGAUGAGUUGUGUAAUAAUGAACAAAAUCAAAAUCUGUAUCUUAACCUGGCACCUUACUACAACCAAUCAGCCUCAUGCGUCCAUGAGAACUUUUCGCUUCAUCGAACGUACAUUAUUUAUCGAACAAUGGGACUACGUCACCUCACAGUUGUAGACCGGCAUAAUCAAGUUGUUGGUUUUUUGACACGUAAGGACUUGAUGGGUUUUCAAUUGGAAGAGACAAUGGCAAGAUUAGAUUUACAAAACCAAGAUAUGGGGGCUGCGAACGUUGAGCUCUCAUCAAUGGAUGCCUGA